CUGUGAACCCACUCUUCCUGCAACAAUAACAUAAACAUCUAAAAGGGAGGAGGUUGUGAUUGGCUUGAGAGCGACCAAUGACAUUGCAGCAAUAGGGUUUCCUGGAAGACACAGCAGCUCUGCGCAGCCUCCUGAUACGUUACCUGGCCAAGAUCAAGCCCAGCAUCUCAUUGACUUUCCAUUUCCAACCAGAAUUUAGGCUCAUUGUGUCCUUUUAGCUCGAACAGUCAAGGUGGUCCUCUGCAGUUUGCUUUAUUCACAGACAAAGACAAGGAAACAUGGCUGUUGCAAACUUGCAAUACAUAACUCGGAUGAGCAGUGGCUUCAAAGUCUACAUCUUGGAAGGUCAGCCCAACCUAAGAAGUGAAGAUAGAUACAGGCAUAUGACAAAUGAGAGAGUUCGAGUACCACCAGUGCAUCCAGUCAAGCGCAAACACAGCUCUGAGCGUGGCCUAACAUUGGAAGAAAGGCGAGAGAGGGCACAGAGCAAAAGCAACAUGAGAAGUGCUCAGAGGCCAGCUGUGUUUAGUGUUCCCCAGAGCCCCACAUCCUCCUGGAGCCCAACCCCAAGCCCCACAUCCUCCUGGAGCCCAACCCCCAGCCCCACAGGUCAUCUUCCCCAUCAUGUGUAUCCCACACCACCUAUGGAUGAACCACUGGACCUAAUUAAGAAACCAAGGAAAGAGCCUGAGAAGACAGAGAAGAAAACCAAAAGCACUACAUCCACCGAUCAGAUACAGAUGCGUCCUUCUGUGAUCACCUGUGUCUCRUCCACAAGAAAGCCCACCUGCAGAUCUGAGAUCCGCAGCAGCAGCCACUCCUCCACAGUGCUAUAUAAGCACAGCUAUGACCAUGUGGUGGAGGAGCAUUUCAAGAGAAGCCUGGGGAUGGACUACCAAAGGGCCAGCUCCCGCCAGCUCUCCAUCAGCGUUUCUGUGGAUGACCACUUUGCCAAAGCCUUGGGAGGGAAGUGGCUUGAGAUCAAAUCUAAAUCCUCCUCGUGCUCCUCGUCUACAUCCUCACCACCCAGCAGCCCAAGUGUCACUCACUCCCCCAGCUACAGCCACAGCCCAAGCCAAGCUCCCAAAGAGUCUCCAAGUACCACUACUCCCACCUCCAGCUUCUGGUCAGUCAAAUAAUACUACAGAGACCUUUCCUGGAGAAAGAAUGAACUUUGAGUAGCUUUUUAUGCAAUACAACAGCAGGUCCAUGCUUUUCAACGAAUGAAAGCACAAAGGAAACCGUUAUUGAGCAAGGUUAGACUAGAGAACGGGAAUGCAGGAAUACUUACCUACUCUAUGGUUGAACCAUUGAGAGCAUCUCUAUGAGUCUAUGCCCUGUUUGUGGAAAGGGGGUUUAUUGGUCUAAUUUCAAGGGACAAGCAAAUGUUACAGUGAUGUGAUGUCUUUCUUUCUCUUAAUUUCUGUCCCAGACUUUUUAAUAGCGUAUCUAUCUCUGAAAUAGAUGGCCAUUAUAUUUCAGUAAAUGUGUCAUAUUUCAUGCGGUGAAGAUGCCACAACUUUCAUGAUUGUGUAUUUAUACUGUAUGUUUUUAACGAACCUGGAUCCUAUUUUCAGUCUACUAAACUACUGUGCUAAUCUACUGUACAAAAAAAAUCACCAAACCUGUUCAAUACAGUAACUUUGUGUUUUUGUAUAAAAUCAACUUAAAAAUGACAAUUCAAAAAUAAAAACCUAUUUGUGACUGGAUAUUACAAGUUGAGGCUUUAUUAAAUAAAACAUACUUAACUUAAAUUAACAAUAUUCUUGUAUGAAAAGCAACCUGGUGAUUUACGAAAACAUUUUGAAUGUGCAAUUUUUAUAUGAUGUACUUUGAAAAAUAUGGAGUGCUUUGAACACUGAUAAAAUGCAUUAUAUAAAUUCAAUUCAAUAUAAUUACCUCCCUGGAGCCUAUGACUGUGAUUGUUGUACAUACUUUAAAAAAUGCAAGUGCCACUGACUUACAAUUACAAAUACUGGUAUGCUUUAUGACCUUACGUUAAAGAAGACAAGGUCAGAAAGGUUGGUUAUGUGUCACUUACACGUCUCAGUAAAGAAGUCAGAUUCUCAUGUGAAUACUACUCCUGUAGACAUUCAAGGUAGCGUUCCAGACAGCUUAAUUUCAGUAGUGAGUCACUGUGUCUGGGGUACAUCCUUUAUAGUGUGCACGUACACCACGUCACAAGAUGGAAGCAUUAUGGCAUUCAGCACUUGAUUCUUUGCGGAAAGGGAGAUGUUUAUAUACCUUUUGGCGAUUGAGUCAUGGCAGCAUUUAGGGGGGMUUGAAUCCCUAUUCCUCCUGGGUUUAAAACUAAAGAAAGGUGAAUACUCGUCCUCAAUAGGGGCUUUUUUCUGGGAGAUUUUGGGAAUGUCAGGAGCAUGUCCCAGCAGGCUUGUGUUCAAGCAUUCCUGUCUCCUGAGAAAAUUAUUCACAAAGAUCCUACAGAUCCUGUUUGGCAAGGGAAUGUAGAA
Salvelinus sp. IW2-2015 is the source of this 2471-nucleotide messenger RNA. RefSeq names its product transcription cofactor vestigial-like protein 4. Gene Ontology annotation, biological process: negative regulation of DNA-templated transcription. The record is from RefSeq and is a predicted model, not a curated record. Lineage: Eukaryota; Metazoa; Chordata; Actinopteri; Salmoniformes; Salmonidae. Gene Ontology annotation, molecular function: transcription coactivator binding.